This is a messenger RNA of Episyrphus balteatus (marmalade hoverfly), 2500 nucleotides long. It is a transcript of the gene SH3PX1, whose product is annotated as sorting nexin lst-4. Lineage: Eukaryota; Metazoa; Arthropoda; Insecta; Diptera; Syrphidae. The transcript has 4 exons. Gene Ontology annotation, biological process: protein transport; endocytosis; mitotic cell cycle. Gene Ontology annotation, molecular function: phosphatidylinositol binding; protein binding. Gene Ontology annotation, cellular component: plasma membrane; cytoplasmic vesicle. Bases 325 to 2031 code for a protein of 568 amino acids. The record is from RefSeq and is a predicted model, not a curated record.
ACUACAGCACGGUAAAAAACCUGUGUGUUAUUCAUUUCUUAUUUGAAUAUAUUUUUUUUUUUACAUAUUUUUUUCUACUCAAAUCAAAUUAUUAUUCGCAAUCUAUCAAAGUAAAUAAAAAAACAAAAAUCUAAUCUUUAUUCAGAGAUAAAAAAAAAACAAACAAACAAAAUAAGAAAGACAAAAAUUAGAUGAAAUGUAUUAAAUGUGUCUGAUAACAAGAACAAAAGAUACAAAGUGCACAUUAUUAUUUUUAUUAUUGGUUUAAAGAAGAAAAAGUCUUCAACUUUUUUCUCGAAACAAUCGGACAACAAAUCAUAAAGCAUGACUUCGUAUGUGCGAACGUUGUACGAAUUCAUUGGUGAACCGGGAACAUCGGAAAUUUCCAUUAGUCCUGGUGACAUCUUGACUGUUUUGCGCACAGAUGUCGGCGAAGGUUGGUGGGAGGGUAAAAACCCUGCUGGCCAAACUGGCCUUUUUCCAGCCGGUUAUGUGGAAGUGAUGUCAGCAACUGAAGUUGCACAGCAAUUUAAUGGAGGAGUAUCGUCGGGUGGGAGUGCUCCCGCUCCCGCUUCAACAACAACAACAACACAAGCUCCACGAUAUGAUCAAACAGCUGAUGAUUUCAACGAAGGUGAUGAUUGGGAAGACGAUUGGGAUGAUGACAACGAAACUUAUUCAGAAAUUGGACCAUCUUCAGGUGGCAAUCAUGUUUCUGGCUCAAGCAAACACACUGGCUAUGGUCUAUCGCAUUCGGGUAGUAGCUAUGAUAAUAAGAAUUUACCAGCUGCACCUGCAGAUGAUACAAUAUCUUUAUCAUCGACACAUCCUAGUGCAGCCACAACGACUGUUAAGAAAUCAGGAAUGUUUGCAAAAAGCUCGGAUUCGUAUAUUCUUGGACUGAGUAAUAAGGAGAAAUUAGCUGAUAGCGAUAUUGUUUAUGUUAUGCAAACGGAUACAUUCUAUCAUUGGCAACCGAAUACUCAACCGUAUACGGUUCGUGUUGCAAGUCCAAAGAAGGAGACCAAGUUUAAAGGGAUGAAGAGUUUUAUUGCAUAUCAAUUGACACCGAGUUUUAAUAAUAUUUCGGUCUCUCGACGUUACAAACACUUUGACUGGCUACAUGAAAGACUUGUUGACAAAUUUUGCCUCAUUCCCAUUCCACCACUGCCCGACAAGCAAAUCUCUGGACGUUAUGAAGAUCAAUUUGUCGAGCAUCGUCGUGUUCAAUUGCAAGAAUUCGUCGAUUGGGUUUGCCGACAUCCUGUUCUAUCGAAAUGCGAAGUCUGGUAUCAUUUCCUCACAUGUACCGAUGAUAAAAUAUGGAAAUCUGGCAAGCGGCGUGCCGAACGUGACACUUACGUUGGCGUAACUUAUUGUUGGGCGAUAUAUGCCCCCGAAAAAACACUUCUCACCUCCUUUGUGGACUCACAGUUGGAAAGUUGUGCCAAUUUUUCACAUUUAAUGGACGGUGCUGUGAAGAAUCUACUGACUAUUGCAUCCGAACAAACGAAACGUAAUCAAAUUCAAUCGAAAAAAGAUUUCCAACGGAUUGGGGAUGGGUUGUCUGACUUAGCAAAGGCUUUGAAUGUUGACGAGAGGCGUGUACCGCCCAGUGGUCAUUCUUUGGCAGAAAGUGUUGGACGUGUGGGAGGAUUGUUUAUACAUAUUGGUCAGUUAUUUGGUGAACAGCCGCGACUCGAUUGGAUUCCACUUUCAGAUCGACUUCAUAUUUAUCGAGGAGUAUUGAACAGUUUUCCUGAUAUUCUGUCAACCCACAAAGGUGCAGUUCAGAAAAGAAAAGAUUGCGAACGUCUGGUAGCUGAUCAAAAGAUGGGAAAUCAACAAUUGGCCGAAGUAAAUCGUCGAGUUGAUGUCAUGUCGUAUGCGGUAAUGGCAGAAAUGACUCAUUUCCGUGAAGAGAGAGACAAACACUUAAAGGAAACACUUAAGGACUUUGUUGAAGAACAAAUUAAAUUUUAUUCCAAUAUUGUAGCUCGGCUACAAGAAGCUCAUCAGCAAUUUUUCUAAAAACACUAAAAAAAAACUAAAAUAGCAGCUUUUUAUUUUGUUUUUUUUUUUUUUCUUAUUUUCAUUUUCAUUUUCUCUUCUCUCUCUUUUUUGUGUCUGUCUUAUGUAAUUUUUAUUAAAAAUGUGUUUCAAAGGACACACAAAACACAUUACCAAGAAAAUUUGUAAUUUAUGUCUCUGCAAACUGUGUCAGCUUAAGAAGCAUUAAUUCUUAUCAUUAUUUUUGUCUUGUUUGUUACAAUUUAUUCUCAUUUAAAUAAAAAAAAGAGUCAUUCCCAAUGUUUUUUUUUAACGUGAUUGUUGUCUUUAUCAUUUUUUGUAUGUUUCAAAUAUAUUUCAAAAUAGUAAUUUUGCAUAGCUUAAAUGUUUAUUUCAAAACCAAUCUUAUUGUCUUAAAAAAAAAAAACUAAUUUUAAUCAAAUGCAUAAUAAUUAUAUAUACACAACAAAAUGCUUUCGAAGUAGUUUAC